AUGCUCUGGGUGCUGGGCCGUGGCACCCAGCAUAACACCGGCGGCUUCAUCCACCAUGCUGGUCCGCAGCAAUGCAGCGUUUUUGGGCAGGCCUUGCGGCCAAAGGGUGGGACGUGCACUACAGCAGCGGCCGCUGCAGCUGAACCCCAUCUGGAACGUAGUCUCAAGGACUAG
This is a messenger RNA of Auxenochlorella protothecoides, 174 nucleotides long. RefSeq lists its product as hypothetical. Lineage: Eukaryota; Viridiplantae; Chlorophyta; Trebouxiophyceae; Chlorellales; Chlorellaceae. The transcript has a single exon. The coding region runs from base 1 to 174 and encodes 57 amino acids. The record is from RefSeq and is a predicted model, not a curated record.